AUGGACGAGCAGCCGGCGAGGGGGAGGUACCACCCGUUCGAGGAGAUCGCCGAGGCGGUGCAGCUGGACGACGGCGAGCCGGCCCACCUGACCGACGCCGAGUCCGCCCGAACAAUCGUCGAGGUGAACAACAAGGCGACGGUGAUGAUCUCCACGCUCGUCGGCGACGGCGUGCACGAGCGGAUCAUCCUGCCGGAGUUUCCCUACCUCACCGACGAGAACGGAGAUAUCUACUUCGAGGUGGACAACGAGGACGCGCUGCUGGAGAGCGUAAUGGGGGAGGACAAGAUCGCGCACGUUAUCAUCGGAUUGGAUAACACACAGGUCUUCGCCGACCUGGAUCUCGCAUCGGCCUCCGCCACAGAUUUUGCGCAAGGAGACGACGACGGCGAUGAGGACGAUGACGGCUCCGACGACGAUGAGGAAAGCGACUUUGACGACGACUUCAACGACGUGGAGGGUGUGUUUUCGGUUGAUGAGGACGACGAAGACGACGGUGAGGAGGAGGAGGAGGAGGAGGACGAUGACGACCUACCAAGCUGGUCCAACCUUGAGACCGUGAAUUCCUGCCAUCCAUUGUACUUUGCAAGGAUGAUCGUAGAGACUGCAACCAAGAAUAACAUAGACUGGUUGGACCGGCCACCUGCAAGCCUUGUUGUUGAGGGCCAGCUGAGACCUGCCUUUGCUGUGGAGAGCACCAUGGUUGCCAAGCAUAUAUCAAGUGAUGCGCCAAAGGAAGAUAAAAAGGAGAGUGGUGCCACCUUUUUCAAGGUCGAGGUCCUCAGCAUUGAGUUGAUCACUGCAUAUGGAACUGAGCCCAAGGUAAAGAUUGAAGAAUACCAAAAGGCUAAGCCGGACAUCAUCGCACAUUCUGCACCAAACGUAAUAUCGCGCCUGAGAGCUGGUGGAGACAAGAUUACACAGGCUCUGAAAUCUCUCUGCUGGAGGUGCAAGGCCAUUCAAGUAGAGGAAGCGGCGGUGAUCGGAGUGGACUGCCUUGGAUUUGACUUGAGAGUGUGUUCAGGAACUCAAGUGCAGACACUGAGAUUUGCUUUCCCUACAAAGGCUACUUCCGAGUUCGCUGCAGAGAAGCAAAUACAUGAGCUACUGUUUCCUAGGAAUACACAUCAAGAAGGGCAAUCGCCACAAGCACAACAGAAGUCAUGA
Messenger RNA from Miscanthus lutarioriparius, 1167 nucleotides. The record is from the annotation of a GenBank genome assembly. NCBI's taxonomy places the organism in Eukaryota, Viridiplantae, Streptophyta, Magnoliopsida, Poales, Poaceae.